CCUCUUUUCUAGUCAGUGAGGCCCCUGGAGGGCUCCAGAUGUCUGUGGUGACUCCGUUGGCUCAAUACAGCAGCAUGUGGCAGCUGCUGUCACCAACAACUCUGCUACUUCUAGUUUCAGCUGGCAUGCAAGCUGGCUCCCCAGCAGAUCUCCCAAAGGCUGUGGUGCUUUUAGACCCUCCAUGGGUCAGAGUGCUCGAGGAAGACUAUGUGACUCUAAAGUGCCAGGGCACCUACCCCCCUGGCAACAGUUCUACCCAGUGGUUGCACAAUGGAAGCCUCAUCUCAAGCCAGGCCUCCAGCUACUCCAUUAAAUCUGCCAGAGUUGAGGACAGUGGAGAGUACAGGUGCCAGACAGGCCUCACCAUGCUCAGUGACCCGGUGCUGCUAGAAGUCCACAUUGGUUGGCUGUUGCUCCAGACCACUCAGUGGGUGUUCCAGGAGGGAGACCCCAUUUGGCUGAGAUGCCACAGCUGGAAAAACAGGCCUGUGCAAAAGGUCACAUAUUUACAGGAUGGCAAAGGCAAGAAGUACUUUCAUCAGAACUCUGACUUCCACAUUCAAAAAGCCACAAGCAGCGACAACGGCUCCUACUUCUGUAGGGGGCUUAUCGGGAAUAACAACAAGUCUUCGGAGACUGUAAGCAUCAUCAUUCGAGAUAAUUCAGCAUCUCCAUCCAUCUCAUCAGUCUUUCUACCUUGGCACCAAAUCAUCUUCUGCCUGGUGAUGGGAGUCUUGUUUGCAGCAGACACGGGGCUAUACUACUCUAUGCAGAGAAACCUUCGAAGCUCAAUGGAAAACUGGAAGGACCACAAAUUUCAAUGGAACCGGGAUCCUCAAGACAAAUGACCCCUUAGCUCAUGGGGUAGAGAGAGCAGUGGCACAGCAUCUAUGAAUUUCUCUGGAUUUGCAACUUCAUCAUCUGUGUUAGGCACCUCCUAGAGCAGGGAGAAAAGUAUAACUCAAGAGCCUGUGCUGAAGGCCCUUUCUUCAACUCUCUGUUUUCUCUUGAUCUCCACUGGGGUGAUCUCCAAUGAAAAGCAAAGGCCUGCAAUCUUUAAGGGCUAACAGAGAAGCCCCAGUAACCAGCCAUACUCCCAGAAAUGGAAGUCUCAGAGCUAUACACUUUCUCUGUCCCAACCAGUCCCACAUAGCAAGGCAACAAUACAGGCUCUGGAUAGUACCUUUUAAAUGUAGGAUAAUUAUUCCUAAAUAAGUGCAUAAGUAGAUAAGUGAAUUAAUGGUUGAACAGGGCCUGCAUCUGUUGCUCCAGGGCUCAAUGCCUUCAGAGGACCCUCAAACUCUUUCCAGACAAAGUGUGAGAAUUGCUGAGGAUCUAAGCAAUUAGCAGAGCAGAUGAGGGGGAUGGUUGAGAAAGAGCAGGGGAGCCUGGGACACAGCAGGGAGAUGCCAUAUUUGGGCCCAGAGAUAAGGCUGCCUUCCUAGAACAGGAGCCAUGGCAGAGUUACAGAAAAUCACACUGGUGACAUGGACUUGAGCUUUCCAGGGGUGUCUCUAUCAGAAAUGGGAUGGUCUGUGAGCCUAUAAUGAUGAAUCCUCUUAAUGCUGUGAGUAGAAAAUAGGGCCAGGAAGGGAACCAGCCUUGCAAGACCAGUCCUCGUGUUUGAAAAGCAUGGAACAAGUACUGUGUGAGCAGAGAUGGCUGAGCAUUUGAACUGAGAACAUUCGUCAUGAAAGUGUCAUCCACUAGUUCACAGGAAGAAACUGGCAGGGGAGUGGGGGAGGGCAAAGACAGGUUUGUUGACCAAGGUAGUAAGAAUUAGAGUGAGGAAGGGCAAGGACUAUAAAAAACAGCUUUUCUGCUUCAGUACUUAUUCCAGGUAUAAUUUGUUCACAUCAUUCAUUAAACAAAUGUUGGCUAACCCACACUCAAUGUCCUGAGCACCCCUGACUUAAAUGAUGAAACUUUGAAGUCCUCAGCAUGGCAGUACCCAUGGGAAGACGAUUGUUGCUUAUGGAAGAAAGCUUUAGCUACCUUUUUCUGCUUUAGAUGUUUUUAAUAGAGCAUGUCUUGCUUCCAAUAAAGCAUUUUACAAGAUCUGGCAUGCUACUCAAAAAGAUGGGAAAAAAUACGACAAUAAAACAUGAAAGAUAAAAUCUUGUUUUUCCUU
Molecule: messenger RNA, 2131 nt
Organism: Castor canadensis (American beaver)
Lineage: Eukaryota; Metazoa; Chordata; Mammalia; Rodentia; Castoridae
Product: low affinity immunoglobulin gamma Fc region receptor III-A
Biological process (GO): cell surface receptor signaling pathway; antibody-dependent cellular cytotoxicity
Cellular component (GO): external side of plasma membrane
Molecular function (GO): IgG receptor activity
Source: RefSeq, a predicted model, not a curated record